UAGGACUGAUUUUGGAAACAUUGAAGGAGACUUUGCCAGAAUAAGAAUUCGGAGCUAGGGAUGAAGGAGGGCAGAGUUCACUCAGAGCGGAAGUGAGAGGGCUGGUACUCUGUGGGGCGGAGUGACAGGGAUUGGGAGUGUGGAUUUUUUUUAAGACACGAAUUUACAGGCUAAAGCGUGGCCAUUUUACCAGCUGGCAUGUGUGGAUUUCUGGCCUGGUGAUCUGGUGAACUUUCAGUCUGGGCACUCCUUGCCAUCUGCAGCUCUUCUCUUUUCUUCUCCUCCCUUUCAACAGUUCUGCCUUUUUAGGCCUUUGCCUUCCCUUCACCACAGUCAGACAUGACUGAGUUCUGGGGAUCAGUGUCAUUCGAGGAUGUAGCUGUGGACUUCACCCAGGAAGAGUGGAAUCAACUGGAUACUUCCCAGAAGACCCUAUACAGAGAUGUGAUGCUAGAGAAUUAUAGCCAUCUUGUAUCUGUGGGGUAUCUUAUUACUAAACCAGAAGUGAUUGCCUUUUUGGAGCAAGAGGCAGUCCUUGGGAUCAUAAAGAGGGAAAUUCCAAGUUCAAGUUGUACAGAAGAUGGGCAGGUUGAAGGACAGAUGGAGGAGCAUCAGGAAACCCAAAAUACACACCCAAGGCAAGCUAUAGCCACUUUCUGGAACAAUGUGACUGAAAAGAGAAGUCAGAACUAUGAUGGACUUGCAAAUUCCCUUUCUCAGAGCCCAUGGGGACUUUCUUCAGGAUAUGCACCUUAUAUGAAUGACUCCUGUGUGAAAAAUUGCAAAGGUAAUGUAAGCUUACUCAGCCCUAAUAGCCUGAGCUUUGCAGCUCAGGAAUGUUAUGAAUGUAAUAGAUGUGGCAAAUUCUUAAUUCAUGGCAGGCAUGAGAUCAAUGAUGGCACACAACCACAUGACUGUAAUACAUAUGGGAAAGGUCACAGUCAGAACUUUGUUCAGUAUGAUAUGACCCAAGCUGGAGAGAAAACCUAUGAAUGUCCCGAGUGUAGAAUCACCCUCAGCACAAACUCCCUCCUAAUUGUUCAUCAGAUCACCCAUAUAGGAGAGAAAUGGGCAGAAUGCAGAGAAACUUUUGACAAGACAGCACUCUUCAGUAUACACCAGGCAAUGCACACAGGAGAUAAACUCUUUGAGUGUAAUGAAUGUGGCAAAUCCUUCCGAGAGGAAUCAACAUUACAUAUACACCAAAGAACUCAUACAGGUGAGAAACCCUAUGUAUGCACUGAGUGUGGCAACGCCUUCCAGGAGAAGACAAAUCUCAUCAUACAUCGAAGAACUCACAAAGGAGAGAAACCUUAUAAAUGUUCUGAUUGUGAGAAAACCUUCAACCAAAAAGCACAUCUCAGUGUGCACCAGAGAACACACACAGGAGAAAAACCUUUCGAAUGCACUGAUUGUGGCAAAUACUUCAGAGAAAAAUCAACCCUGAAUAUUCAUCAAAGAACUCAUACUGGAGAGAAACCGUAUAUGUGCAAUGAAUGUGGUAAAGCCUUCCGAGAAAAGACAAAGCUCAUCAUCCAUCAGAGAACUCACACAGGAGAGAAGCCCUAUGAAUGUUCAGAAUGUGGAAGAGCCUUCAAUCAAAAGGCACAUCUCAGUGUGCACCAAAGAACACACACAGGAGAGAAACCUUUUGAAUGCAAUGAAUGUGGCAAAUCUUUCCGAGAGAAAUCAACUCUGCGCAGACAUCAAAGAAUUCAUACAGGAGAGAAACCUUAUGUGUGUUCAGAGUGUGGACGAGCUUUUACCCUUAAGCUGAGCCUCAGUGCUCAUCAGAGAAUCCAUACAGGAGAAAAAACUGAUGGAUGUACAGUAUGUGGAAAAGUCUUCUCCCGGAAGUCCUAUCUCAUGCUACACCAGAGAGCUCAUACAAGAGAAAAAUUUGAGAAAUCCUAUGAAUGCAAUGAAUGUGAUAAAGCAUUCUUCCAGAAAUCAUACCUCAUUAUUCAUCAGAGAGUUCAUACAGGAGAGAAACCCUAUGAGUGUAAUGUGUGUGAGAAAGCUUUCUCCCAAAAAUCUUAUCUCAUUAUACAUCAAAGGACUCAUACAGGAGAGAGACCCUAUAAAUGUGAUAAAUGUAACAGAGCCUUCAGAGAGAAGUCCAAACUCACUGUACAUCAAAGAACUCACAUAGGAGAGAAACCCUAUGACUUCCCUGAAUAUGAGAGAAAUCUUCCUGGGUUCACAGUUCAACAUGCACUAGAGAACUCAGAGAGCAUAGAAACCAAAGUACUGAAAAUAGAAAAUCUUUCUUAGAAAAGUCAAAGAAAACAACAUGCUUUAUUUACCUAGGGUAAUCCCAGAAGGCUUUUCUGAGGAGCUUAGACCUGAAAAUAAAGCACCACCCAUACUGGGGGAAGAGCAUUCCAGGCAGAAGGAAUAGCAAGUUCUAACAUCCUGAAGUAAAAAUGUGGUAUUGAACUUGUAUUGCGAGUCUAUUGAAGCACAGUCUUUUGGAAAUGAUAUAAGGGAAAUAUGUUUCCAAAUAUGUUUCCAAAUUGAAUACCAAACUCUUACAGAAAAAAGUAAAGAAAUCCUACUAUGAACCCACAUUUUUGUCAUUUCUCAUAAUGGGAAGUACCAUCUCCAAGGGGAAAAAGAGGUUUGUGGAAUAGUACUAAUGAAGUAUACAGAUUUAAAGAUAAUGAUUAAAGAAACAACAAUGAAGAAUGUACUUUGCUGGGUGCUGGUGGCUUCAUGCCUAUAAUCCUAACUACUCAGGAGGCUGAGAUUUGAGAACCCUGGUUUGCAGCCCAGCAAGACAAAUCCAAUAAAUUCUUAUCUCCAAUUAACCAUCAAAAAGCUGGAA
This is a messenger RNA of Dipodomys ordii (Ord's kangaroo rat), 2827 nucleotides long. RefSeq names its product zinc finger protein 2 homolog. Gene Ontology annotation, biological process: negative regulation of transcription by RNA polymerase II. The transcript is spliced from 5 exons. NCBI's taxonomy places the organism in Eukaryota, Metazoa, Chordata, Mammalia, Rodentia, Heteromyidae. The coding region runs from base 340 to 2274 and encodes 644 amino acids. Gene Ontology annotation, molecular function: DNA-binding transcription repressor activity, RNA polymerase II-specific. The record is from RefSeq and is a predicted model, not a curated record.